Molecule: messenger RNA, 1849 nt
Organism: Raphanus sativus (radish)
Lineage: Eukaryota; Viridiplantae; Streptophyta; Magnoliopsida; Brassicales; Brassicaceae
Product: AT-hook motif nuclear-localized protein 11
Exons: 5
Coding region: 634-1656 (340 amino acids)
Molecular function (GO): minor groove of adenine-thymine-rich DNA binding
Source: RefSeq, a predicted model, not a curated record
UGCUAGAAAGAAGUCUACUAGAGAGAGAGAGAGAGCUUACAGUCAAAGUCUGACAUCAAAAUCUUUGAAAUUUCGAAUUUGAAUUUCCAAAGAAAAUAAUCUCAUUGUUGUGUGUGUUAUGUACAGUAAAUGCUUUCAACUUAGCAGCAAGGGAAGGGAUCUGAUUGAUAGUUUUUUGUUUUCUUCUGUUUCCCUCUGUCACCCCCCACUAAAGCAAAAAAAAAAUAAAGCAACAUCACAUUUCUUACAAAAAGAAGACCUAGAGAGAGAAGAGAGAACCCUUUUCUUCACCAUUGUUGAUGGAGAAGAAAGCUUCAUAUCUCAUUUUCUUGCCUAUGUUGCUGAGAGAAUGAAAGAGAGGAAAGUAGAUGAAAAUUAAGCUUUUUUUUUUCUUUCUUUUUCUUUUCUUGAUACUAAAAGCUACAUAAACCCAAUUAGGUCAAAUGAAAGUUUGUGUUGAGAGAUAAUUUUUUUAGGUUGCAUGUUACUUACCCUUCAAGUUUACAUCUUUUUAACCUUUAGAUUCUCAUUUUGUUCUUAUCCUUUCUCAUAAAAAGAAAAAAAAAUCAGAUCUUUCCUUCUUCUUUUGUAUUCCCUUAGCCACAAAGUUCGAACCUUUUUAGAAGAAAGGCUAUGGAUCGAAGAGAAGCAAUGGGUUCUUAUUACAUCCAAAGAGGCAUGCCUGGUUCUGCUCCUCCUCCUCCUCCUCCUCAGACUCAACAGCCCUUUCAAGGGUUUCACCAUUUCUCCAAUCCCAACUCUCCUUUCUUGUCUAACCAGAACAACCCAGGAAGCGGCGGCGGUGGCUCCGCCGCGUUCGUGUCUCCUCCUCCUUUACAAACGGAGUCUUCUCCGGUUGAUUCUUCAGCUCCUCCUCCUCCUCCUACUUCCGGUGAGACUUCUGGGAAGAGGAAGAGAGGACGGCCUAGGAAAUACGGACAAGACGGUUCUGUUUCUUUAGCAUUGUCUCCUUCCAUGUCCCCCCCAAACUCUAACAAACGUGGUCGUGGUAGACCUCCUGGCUCCGGCAAGAAGCAAAGACUUGCUUCCAUUGGUGACUUGAUGCCUUCAUCGUCAGGGAUGAGCUUCACGCCGCACGUAAUCGUAGUUUCCGUUGGUGAAGACAUUGCAUCAAAGGUACUGUCUUUCUCUCAGCAAGGUCCAAGAGCGAUCUGUGUCUUAUCAGCUAUUGGUGCAGUUUCUACUGCAACUCUUAUUCAACCAGCACCAUCCCAUGGAGCUAUAACCUACGAGGGUCGUUUCGAGCUUGUUUCUCUAUCACUUUCUUAUCUGAACGCAAAUGACAAUGACUACUCAAACCGAACUGGAAACCUAGCGGUCUCACUCGCUAGCCCUGAUGGUCGUGUCAUCGGUGGUGGAAUUGGAGGGCCUCUAAUAGCAGCAAGUCAUGUUCAGGUUAUCGUUGGAAGCUUCCUUUGGGCGGUUCCGAAAGGGAAGGUUAAAAAAAGAGAUGAAGCUUCUGAAGAUGUCCAAGAGACUGAUGCUUUGGAGAACAACGACAACACAUCAGCAGCACCAACGUCGCCUCCUGUUCCUCAGAACCUUGUUCAGACUCCUGUAGGCAUGUGGUCAACCGGUUCAAGAUCGAUGGAUAUGCAUCACGCUCAUAUGGACAUUGAUCUAAUGCGCGGAUGAUGAUGAUUCAUGUGUGUAGUACAUAACCAUUGAAACCUAGGAGAAGAAGAAGAAGACAAAGACUUUAAAGCUAACACCUCUCUGAGAGUAUUAUUGUCUUUUGGUUUUAUGUCUAGGAAACAAAAAGACUUGUAGUGAUUUUUCAGAACUCAUGUGUUUUCAUUUAUUAUUCUACAACAUACAAUCUGUUUUA